This is a messenger RNA of Nelumbo nucifera (sacred lotus), 1230 nucleotides long. The record is from RefSeq and is a predicted model, not a curated record. Lineage: Eukaryota; Viridiplantae; Streptophyta; Magnoliopsida; Proteales; Nelumbonaceae.
GAUGGUCAUGCACAGGAUUAUUUAGACACACUUACAUAUCUUCACUUUUUCCUCCAAUAUUCUAUGCCUCUUACAAUCUCAUUUGCAAUGGUUCUUAUUAACAAGUGAGCUUUCUUUUUUCCGUCCACAUCAGACCGACUUCCGCUUCUUUUUUCUCUCUUUCUCCUAUCAGAUUAUCUGAUUCCCCAUCUCCCUGUUUCUAUCUCCUUCCUCUUGUUUAUCUUCUUCUUCUAUAAAAUCCUUCUCCUCUAUGAAAUUAAGGAAUACAACAGCAAAAUAGCCCAGUCAAGAGCCAACUAUCUGGGUCUGAGUCUGCAGCCAUGACUGAGAAUGCAUCGGAUAGCUCCUCUAAAGAGCAAGACCGAUUCCUCCCCAUAGCCAACGUGAGCCGUAUCAUGAAAAAAUCGCUCCCAGCCAACGCAAAGAUAUCGAAGGAAGCGAAAGAGACCGUGCAAGAAUGUGUGUCGGAGUUCAUCAGCUUUAUCACCGGCGAAGCCUCGGACAAGUGCCAGAGAGAGAAGAGAAAGACUAUAAACGGUGACGAUCUCUUAUGGGCCAUGACAACUCUGGGGUUCGAGAACUAUGUCGGGCCUCUGAAGAUUUAUCUUAACAAGUAUCGGGAGAUCGAAGGAGAGAAGAAUUCCAUGCUUAGACAAGGAGAUCAAUCCCCAACUGAGGAGACGGCGAAUACCUGCAGCAAUAAUAAUUAUGCUGUUACUGUACUUGACAAGGUCGUUACUGAUCCGAUGGCAAGCAGGGCGACCUUCCAGAGUUUUAAUGGCGGGUUUUAUUCGCUGGGGGCUCAAGUAGCUGCGAAGAACUACGGAGAUGAAGGGAGAAUGGUUGACUAUGGAGACAACUCGAGGAUGGGUACUCUCUACACUGGUAAAAUCUAGGAAAAUUUGGAGGUAGAUAGAGUAAAAUCAUCGUGGGGUUGAGUAGGGGUGAUUUAAAUUAAGGGUUCUCUUCAUUUUUCUCCAUUCUGUAACUUGGUGGAAUAUAAUAUAUGGAGAUUUUCAUAGCCGGAACUGCAUAUGUUUCGACAUAUUAGUCGAUAUGUGGGUAUUAAUUAAUUGAUGUUUCAAUACUUUGUGUGUAUCUUGUAAUUCUGCUACUGUUUUCUAUUGCGACAUUCUUCGUCUCUCUGUGUUUCUUAGAAGAAGAAAAAUGAAAAGAAAGAGAGGACUACUAAAGGAGCCCAGCUGGGUGAGAUCAAGCGUUUACUUGCUA